Acaulospora colombiana is the source of this 1032-nucleotide messenger RNA. Lineage: Eukaryota; Fungi; Glomeromycota; Glomeromycetes; Diversisporales; Acaulosporaceae. The record is from the annotation of a GenBank genome assembly.
GAGGGUGUGUCCAGAAUAUUUGACGACGAGGACGUGGAUCAAAGACCACAAUUAACGGAAAACGAUUUUGUCAUGGCCAUGGCAAAUAAUGAAAAUGAUAUGUUUUCAUAUUUUGAUUCCGCAUUCUUGCGUAAUUGGGCUGGUCCAGAACACUGGAAAUUAAAGCGCGUUGCCAGAGAUGCGCAAAACGAGACGAAUUCAGAAACAAAGGAAAGGAAGAAAAAAGAAGCAUUUUCCAUUGAUUUCAUCGGAUCUGAUGAUGUGAAUGAAUUGACAAUUUUUGCAUCUGGCGGAAAUAGUCUCAUAUUGCCAAAACUGGCCGAACACGUUCCACACGGCCAUCGACUCCCCGAUGAUAUGCAUUUUUCAUCCAAACAGUUACUUCACUUAUUCCUAAAACCAGACUACAUGUUGAAAGUGAGACGUCGGUAUGAACAGAUUGUUGAAAGUAAGAAAUUCUUUGGCGAUGAUUUUGAAGUAGGCGAAACCUUUUGGGCAGAAGGAAAUAAUAAUGAAAAUGAAGAAAAUACAUCUUUUCCAGACAUGACCAUGGUGACGGCAGGAGAUACCUUUUUUCAAGAUGAUGACGGAUUUGAAGAUGAAAUUAUCGACGAGGGAGAGUUUGGUGACAAUUUAGUAUCUCAGGCAAGACGAACUAAGCCUGAACACAUUAAAUUUGCCAGAACGGCAAAAAGAAUCGACGUUAAGAAGUUAAAAGAUAACAUAUGGAAAACGUUGCCUCAAGAAAAAGGAACAAGAAGAUCGUUAACGAGAAAUACACAAAUUUCUGAUUGUGAUCAAGACGAAAAUUUAUCCGCCACUCAAGAACAAAUUAAAGAUCAAAGAUUCACUGAUGUCAUAAAAAACCUUGCGAAAAUUUACCCGGAAAAAAAGAUGAAAGACAUCUCGGUACCAUUUUGUUUCAUAUGUUUGCUACAUUUGGCAAAUGAGAAAAAUUUAAGCAUAACUGUGGCAAAUGAAGGUUUGACAGAAUUGGAAAUUAAAAAGACCGAGAAGGAUAAAGAGAACUAG